This is a messenger RNA of Rhipicephalus sanguineus (brown dog tick), 6479 nucleotides long. RefSeq lists its product as uncharacterized. The transcript has 28 exons. Gene Ontology annotation, cellular component: cell surface. Gene Ontology annotation, molecular function: heparin binding. The coding region runs from base 77 to 6223 and encodes 2048 amino acids. Lineage: Eukaryota; Metazoa; Arthropoda; Arachnida; Ixodida; Ixodidae. The record is from RefSeq and is a predicted model, not a curated record.
CUCUGAACUCGCGCGCCAGCUCAAGAACAUCGGAAGAACCGUUGUGCACGAGUGUACCAAAAAGAACUACGACAGAAUGCUUGUUAAGAGAAAGCGAGACAGUCGCGUUGCUUCUGAAGCGGUCGCUGUUUCGACGAAGCCGAAGAGGCUGAUGAGGAUGGACAACCUGACGAUAUACGUGCUUGGAGCAUUCCUGCAGGCGUGCUUGUGGGACUGUGGUGCAGCAACUGUAUUGCCCGCUGCGAUGGAGUCCCGGCUGUCUCAGGCAGCGCUACAAGUCAUUCGCAGCCACACGACAUAUCCGAGCUCUAGCCUGGUUCCGCAGUUCGUCAGCGACGAGCGGCUCAUGCACUCAAACUUCAGGACCAAGUCCAGCAUAGGAGACCGAGAAGAGCUGCAAGUGACGAAGCUUAUGCUUUCUGGAGUGAAGACUGACGUGUACGGUGCCGUUCGCUGGACGCAUCUUCAUCACAACCACUCCGAUCACGUCAUGGCCGUGGCUCGAAACAACGUCCACCUCUGGCGAUUCACCAACCCGAACGUGGAGCUCCUAACUAGGAACGCCAUUUUCCGUUUCAGCUCUGGAUCAGAUGACAUCGUCGAUGCCACCGUGUUCCUCCGCAACGAAAAGAACUUCCAUACCAUGUUCCUUGUCCUUAUCAUUCGCACUGGCCUCACUGCCAAGCUGGUCGCCUACGAAGUGGACGCCGCUGGAGAAUCAUUGCUCUACUCUCUGCAAAUGAACGAGGUUCCCACCAAGGUUCGCUGGCUCCAGUCCCAGCAGGAAGGGGCGCUCGUGCUGCUCUUUCCUUCCGUGUACGCGGACGUCGGUUUCACAGACAUACGCCAAGGUGGCACGGUAUUGAGCCACGUCGUCAAAAUCCACGUUCCGAUGGCCGUGGACAUGGAGACCACCACCAUAUCCGGUUACGGCUACGUCGCAGUCAACAACGCGUCCUCUGUGCUGGUCUACCGUGCCGACGACCUCGCAAGCAACUUCAAGGUCUUCGACGUGUUACACGGUGCCGAUCUGACGGACGUGUCCCUGUUCCGCGUGGGCUUCGACAACGUGCUGGCCGUGGCGGGUCUCCGGGAGCAGUUCCUGUACGUCUGGCGCGGUGGCGGCUUCUUCCUGCGACAGGUGCUCAAGGUGCCGCGUGCCAUCCAGUGGCACCCCGUGGGCGUGGACUCGUGUCGCGAUGACGUCAUACUCGCCCUGGCCACCAUGGACGCCUCGUAUCCUCUGCGGCUUCACACCUGGUCCUCCAGGCUCAGGCGAUUCCAGGAGGUGGACAGAGGUACCGUCCCCUUCGGCGGUUUUGUCCUUCUCAAGGACAGUCUGUCAUCGUUCAGCAUCAAGGACAACGCUUGGAUGUUUUUCACCGAUGCCACCAAGGGCACUCCCAAAUCAAUCAUGGUCUCCACCAAGGUCAUACUUCUGUCAAACCCGGUUCAAGAAAAAGGCUCUCAACUGGUACUUCGCAUGACAAUGCUCAAGGAUCAACUGGACAAGCAGCAGGCUCUCUUAGGGCAAGCGUCCAACACCCUGCGGCAUGCCGUAUCGACCAAGGCCGCGGUGAACGUGGUCCAGGUGAAACAGGUCGUCAGGUCUGUCCUCGUCAAUGGCCCAGUCUCCAUGGGGUUCGCCAAGUUGCCCCAAGGCUUGUCCAUGGAGGGCUCUAAGGUCUCCAUGAGUGAGCUCCACAGCAAGAUGCCCGAGCUCCAGAAGGCGAUGAGCGACAUCGGGUUCCGAAUCCGCAAGCUCAUUUCGGCUCUCAAAGAUGCUGUGUUCAAGAAUAAGCCAGCCACUAUCACCGCACCAAAGGUACUUCAAGGUCACUUAUCGACGCCACUCUUGAAAUCUGUGGAAGCGAACAUCGGUUCAAUCCACGGCGUAUCUGUCGCCGAACUGUUCAGGAACCUUUACUGGAUGAACAAGCCGACCACCAUAACGGGAAGAAUAACCUUGACGAGGCCUGCAAGAAUAAGGUCUUCGCUCCAGUCACCAUCAAUAAACGGAAUAAAUCUCGCCAAUGCAGUCACAACUUACAGACAUCACACGAUAAGCGGACCUACAACGUUUGCAAGUCCUCUAGUCAUCUCCAAGGACUCCCUUCUGGAAGGAAGGUUGAACGGCCUCAAAUUGAGCGACCUGGUGACACUGACCGGAACGCACUACAUCACUGCUCCCAAAAAUUUGACCUCUGUGAAGGUCCUCCAAGAAUUGUCAGCUCAAACGGUGGACGGCGUCGACUUGACGAAAGUUGCAGCGACAACCAUGAACGCCAUCGAUGAGCAGACGGCGGAGGGAUCCUUCACGUUCACGCGAAACUUGCGCGUCGCGUCCAUCUCGACGCCAAUCGUCAACGGCAUCAAAGUUGCCGACAUCGCGGAGCGCUUCGUCAGAAUCAACGCUCCCGCGAUAAUCACCGGCGUCAAACACUUCGUCAGUACUUUCGACGCCCUACAAGACGUCAGUCUUCGGGGAAGGCUUAACAAGCUCGCAAUACCUGGCGAUCUCCUGCUCAGGGACGCCGAGCAAUUCGUGCGGGCACCAAAGCGGUUCAACAGACUAAUCACUACCGUAAUCAACGUUGAAGGCAAAGUUAGCGGGGUAGCCCUUCCGGGAGACAUCUACCGCCUCACCGACGAGGGCCCCAUCGACGUACCGCUCGCCUUCGCCAACGGGUUCCAGGCGCAGCGGGAUGUUGUCGUUGCUGGCACGGUCGACAACGUAGACAUUUCAGAGUUCGCUGCCUACGCUUCCAAGCAACCCGAAAAAGUCGUGAAGACCAACGUAGUCUUCAAGGCGCCCGUUUUCGUUAAGAAGUCCGUCAGGGUUCAUGCUAAGGUGAACAGCGUGCUGCUUGAUGCCCUUUAUAAGGACGCCAUUUUCCCCACCAACGAGUCUACGUUGGUCAUGACGGGCCAGAAGACUUUCCACAAGGGAGCCAAAAUAACACGAAUGACGGUCAAAGGCAGUGUGAAUGGUUACAACUUGUUGGAGGACUUUGUGGCCACGGAGGACCACCAAGACAUCAAUGUUUUGAUUUCAGGAAUAAAAACCUUCACGGGACCGGUCGUGUUCGAGAAGGACCUGACAUCAAAUGUUGGCGUUGUCGACGGAGUUCCGCUCUUCAAGCUUUUCGCUGGCCGAAUAACUCUUCACAGCGAGCAGAACAUCACAGCCGAGCCGCUGUUCCUGAACACCGUGAGAGUGAAACGCCUCUACGUUUCGGGCACAGUUCAGGGGCUCUCCGUGCCCAGAGACUUCGUUCUCAAGUCCACUCCGCAAAAGAUCUACGGACUGAAACACAUGGCUCGAGGCAUGUCCGCUGCUCUCGUCGAUUCUCGCAUGCACGCAACCGUCCGAGGCUUGUUCGGUGGCGUCGACAUCGUGGAAAUAAACAAGCGCCGUAUCCCACUGUCCACCGGUCAACUGCUGACCGGGGAGUUCGCCAUUGGCAACGUCACGACGCCGUUCCUUAACGCCGCGUGGAUGAACGGCCGGCCGGUUCAGUCAUUCCUGAGGAACGUCAUGUCGAAGACCAAGCCCCAAGUAGUGGCUGCUCCGAAGACGUUUUCCGCGGUCUUGAAGGCGAUCUCUCCCGUGACAACCGUGCAAGGAGUGAACGGCGUCAACCUGGCAGAGGUGAACUCCAACGCAGUCACUCUGCGAGGUCAGUCCGUGGUCAGCGCCCGCGUCGCGCUGCGAGACCCGUUCGAAGUCAUGGGUCACCUGAGCAUCCACGGCACCCUGGACGGCCGGGACCUUCGCGCCUUCGAGGCCGACGCGGUGCCCAAGCGCGGCUGGGUCUCCAUCGCCGGCAACUGCGUCUUCUACCGCGGCUUCUCUGUGCGUGGCAACAUCGCCGCCGACACGGUCAACGACCUCAUGUUCUCCUACGACGUGCUCCUCAAGAACGCCGACCAGAGCAUCAAGGGACAUUACCAUUUUGCUCGUGAUGUGAAGGUGCUUGGAGAUCUGCCGCACCUGGGUCACAUAAACGGCGUUGAUCUGUCCGUGCUCGACACCCUGAUCGCCAAGCUGGACCGGGAGAACGUCAUUCAGUCUGACCUGGAGUUUCACGGUGUGACAGAAGUUGGCACGGACCUCAACGUGGAAGGUCUUCUCAACGGCCACAAGCUCCGACAUCUGAGGGAUCAGGCGAUAUGCACUGCCAGGCAUCACGAGCUCACGGCCACCAAGAUCAUCCGGGGUCCCGUUAACAUGUUCCAUUCCAUCGAGGUUCGCCACUUUCAGAACAGGAGCCUCACUUCUUUCCUCGAAGACAUCGUCUUCGUUGACGGUCACUUUAUGACUGCACCGAAGAUAUUCACUGACGUGCUCAUGGAAGGAAGCGUGAAAACUAACAAUGCUCACUUCGAUCAACUCGUCAACGGCAUCCCCAUCAACACAGUGCUCUCUGACGCCGUCUGGGGAAAUGGGAUGUGCCAACUCUUUGGAGACAACGUCUUCGCAGACUCUUUUACUGUUACAAAGGACUUGACCGUUCUCGGCCGUUUAAAUGGACUUCGUAUUCCCGACGAUCUGCUGCAGCUUUGCCACAACAAAGCCUGCCCGGAGCAAUACCUGGAUAGUCCGGUGUUCGAGAACGUCCAGGUUCCGGGCCAUCUUCCCGUCUCUGGCACAGUCAACGGACACUCCCUCCCUCACGUGCUCGAAGAUACCCUGUUCGUCACCACGAACCAAACCGUGCGGGGAACCAAGCAUCUCGAGGUUGUGACGUUCGAACAGAAUGUGCUGCCCGAUCGCGUCAAUGGGAAACGAUUCCGUCACGAUGUCGUCACUCUGCACACGGCGCAGACUUUGCACGGAAAGCUCUCCUAUCGUCACGUGGUCACACCGAACGUGGUCGUCAAAGGCCUCAUCAACAACGUAAACUUCUUGAGCCUCGUGCGAAGCACGGUGCUGCUGAACGUGCCCCAGACCAUAGCCGCUCCGCUAGCCCUGAACAACGUAGUGGUUCGCCACAACAUCCGGCACGUGGGCACACUCAACGACGUCCACCUCGAUCAGCUUGCUCGGGAAGUGUCCCGCUUCGAGCACGCUGCCGCACAGCUGGGACGCUCCUUGGACCACAGAAUAGCCAAGCACGAAAGCCUUCUCAACCAACUGUCCUGCUUCCUCACCGAUUCUUACUCGGCCGUUGAUUACUUCGUCCUACACCAAUACCUGGACGUGGAGGCCACGACUGUGGACACUGCGCCCGGCGUCGGCUUCCUGCGCCUGCUGGACAACCAUGGCGGCGACGCCGUGGCACAGGCGUUCCACUUCGCCUGGAGCCAGCAAGAAGGCGGCACGUGGCGACUGCAGGGCGUCGUCUCUGCCGACGAAGGCGAGCGCGUCUACUUCACGCUCGAAGGGCGACUCCUCUGGCUCGAGCUCCCUCUGCCGGACAGCAACACCGGACGUGCAAUCCUGACCGAUGGCUUGACGGUGCUCUUCAAAUUCGGCGACGUGCUGGCCAUGUCGGCUGUUACCAGUACUGGCAACAGCGCGAUACUGGCCAGCCUCACCAAGCACGGUGUCCUGGACCUUUUCGCAUACUCCUUGCAGAGCUUCGAGCCUACUCUCAUCGGCACGAUCAAUCCAGGAGAAGGCGCCACUAUGGUCAAGCUCCUCUCCCUCGAAGGGUCGUUGUACGUCAUCGCCUCCGUGUACGACCACCGAGCCUGCAUUACAGAGCGCUACCAUUCGUUGGUGUACGCCAUGGAAGCAGCGCACAGGUGGCGCCUCGUGCAGACCCUGUACGGUGGAGCGGUCGCCAACGUCUUCUCUCUCCACGGUUUCCUCUACGCCCUGUUCACCGGCUUCGACACGCGCAGCCACUGCGCUGAGCCAAGCUUAGUGAAGGUCUAUCGAACCUGCGGCAGGGCGGGGUCUACUUUCGAGCUGUUCCAGACCAUCUCCCUGGACUCUGUCUCCAAAGUGGAGCUUGUUCAAUACGGAGCGCAGCUGGACGUCUUCAUGGCCGCCGCAAACAAAACUUCAAUUCAAAUCUACACUUUCAACGGUGAGAGCGGCUUCCAGUUCCACUCGGCGAUCGCUGUCCGGUUGGUGACCGACAUCAAGAUGACGGUGCUCGGAGGCUCCCUCUACCUCAUCGUCGCUCAGGGACACAGCACCGCGAAGAGCCUCGUUUACAAGGCUAUCACGCUGGGAGCAACAGAGACAUUCCAGCGUCUCCCAGCGACGUGACAUAGUGGAGCGGAGUACCGCUAGAUUUUAGAUUUUACGCCCUUCGCAACGCAGGGCGGUAUAAAAUUGUUUACUGUUACCGCAUAACUGCCUUUGAGGCAUCGCCACUUGUUACUUUUACACAGCUUGGCUAUUGUAACUACUGUAGGUGGAGAAUGAUGGGCCCUAGGCCACGUUGCCGCUGAAAGUGUCGCCGGCCAUGUACAUAAAGUGCGUUAUACUCACUCUGCAAUAAAUUUCAUAUACUGAUCGUUUU